GCUCUUUACAGUACUCUGUUACUGUCAUCGUCAUCCCCUUCUAUUUUACAUUUACUUAUACAUACAUAAGUCGUCGAAGUAAAGUGUUUUAUAAAAAUAAAAAUGGAGAUAAAACUAAAAUGAAAACACUGUUUAAAUAUAAAUAAUAAUAAUUAAAAAAAAACAGAAAACAAAAACAUAAAAGUAUUGUUUUCAUAUGUGUGCCUAAAACUGUUAUUAUUCCAUGAGCUAAUGCGUAUAAAUGGUACAGUCGUAAAUCCUGCUUCUCGAAAACGUUUACACAUUCAUAUGACCACAUUAAAAAGAUAUGGCGAGCAUAAUAUUAAUAGCUUGCCUAGCGAUAUUGGGUCUAAUCAUUGCGAUAGCGCUUUUUUUAGCCGGUGGCUACCUUUGGUGGAGGCAUAAAAGGUCACAGUUACAGUUUAUUGAACCAAACGAAGACGAGGAAUCUAGCAGCUAUAGUUUAAGGGCAACGCAGGACAUUGUGGACUCUGGAAAUCCGCCAAAUAAGCCACAAGUGCCAGUUGCUCAAGCGAUUACGACUCCUCUACAAAAUAAUAUUAAUCGAAAACUGAAUGGCUUUCUCAGUCUCAGGACGCCUCUUAUUGGGAGCGGUUCAACGUCUACACCGAUAAAACCUUCCAGUGCUGCUGCAGGGGUAGGUGCAAAUGACGGUACAUCUAAGGAUUCCGCGAAUAAAAGCAUCUCAAUGACCGACAUGUACCUCGAUAGCAAUGAUCCGAGUGAAAACGUUGGACAAAUACAUUUCUCUUUGGAAUAUGAUUUUCAAAAUACGACCCUAAUCUUAAAAGUUCUACAAGGCAAAGAACUACCAGCCAAAGAUUUGAGCGGCACCUCCGAUCCUUAUGUGCGAGUUACAUUGUUGCCAGACAAAAAACACCGUUUGGAAACCAAAAUCAAACGAAGAACCUUAAAUCCACGCUGGAAUGAAACAUUUUAUUUCGAAGGAUUUCCCAUUCAAAAGCUUCAGUCGCGUGUUCUGCAUUUGCAUGUCUUUGAUUAUGAUCGUUUUUCAAGAGAUGAUUCUAUUGGAGAAGUGUUUUUGCCGCUAUGUCAGGUUGAUUUUGCUGGAAAACAGUCAUUUUGGAAAGCUUUGAAGCCCCCGGCAAAGGAUAAAUGCGGUGAACUCUUGUCUUCGCUAUGCUAUCAUCCUUCAAAUUCAAUUUUAACAUUGACAUUGAUUAAAGCACGAAAUCUAAAAGCUAAGGAUAUUAAUGGAAAAUCAGAUCCUUAUGUAAAGGUCUGGCUACAAUUUGGAGAUAAGCGCGUAGAAAAGAGAAAAACGCCUAUUUUUACCUGCACGUUAAAUCCAGUUUUCAAUGAAUCAUUUAGCUUUAAUGUUCCCUGGGAAAAGAUACGAGAAUGUUCUCUGGAUGUCAUGGUUAUGGAUUUCGAUAAUAUUGGACGAAACGAGCUGAUCGGUAGAAUAUUGUUGGCUGGUAAAAACGGUUCAGGUGCCUCCGAGACGAAACAUUGGCAGGAUAUGAUCUCGAAACCCAAGCAAACUGUAGUACAAUGGCACCGCCUAAAGCCAGAAUAAAUAUUGGUGUUAAUCAAGUCGAUCUCGGAUAUAAUAAUAAUAAAUUCAUACAAAUGCAUACGUAAAUGCAUAUACAUAUUUAAAUAUGAUUCUGACAGAAAUAAUAACUGUUUAGCAGAGUUUAAACAGGCUGCGCACAGACUAAGACAUCGCACACAUUGCGUAAUAUUUAAAAGAAAAAAAAAAAAAAAACUAUAAGAAAUUGAUAAACGCACAGCAAUAGCAUAUUGCUUUUAUUUGUGCAUAAAUUAUACAAACACAUUUCUAUAUCGCUCCCUAUGCCUUUGUAAUCAGAGCUUGAAGCUGAAUCGACUAUUAAGAUAAGAAAAAAUAUAAAAGCAGAAAAAAAAAGAAAAUCGAGGACAUUGUUUUGUCAGCCGCGCUUAUCUUACCAUACCAUGUGUUUGAGUAUUUUCAAAAUUCUGGGCUACUUUAGUCAGUUUAGUUUCAAGCUCAAAAUUGUACUAACAAAUAUCGGAUGGGCAGUCGCAAAUUAUAUUCCCAAUUACAACAAAUUGACUUAAAAUGCUAGUUGAACAAAAAAAAUGGAAUGUGCAUACAAUCGAGCCUAUUCAUUUUAUCGGUUGUAUUUUCCAUUUUUCUUUUUUUUUGUUGAUGUAGUUCCCAGUUUGCUAAAGUUUAUUGGUAUUUCUGGCCUGCCACAUGCGAUAAAUGCUAAAUGCUAAUGGAAUGACCUCAGUAUCCAGUAUACCAAAAUAGUAGAAGAAAUAUGAAUUGUCUCUAAAUUUCUAUAUUUAUUUAAUUGCAUCUCUGUACUACAAAAUUAGUUGAAAUCAAUAGGAGUAUAAUUUAGCACAAUACUCUGAUUUGUAAUGAGAGCAAAAAUAACAGGUAAGAUUGGCGGACAUAUAUAUAUAUAUAUAAAUAUUAUAUAUACAUAUAUAUAUUAGGCUGUUUCGUUGAGAAGAAACUACCUGGCAGGAAGUAUUAGGUUGCAGUUGGAUUGCGUAAAGUUAUCAGGAGUUUUUCAUUUUGAAAUAAAGGAUUGCACAACACCAAUAUUAUAUUCUGCUGGGAAGGUAUUUCACUAUUUGAUUUCUAUGUUAAAGUGUUUUUGCAUAUAUGAACACAUAAUUGAUUAGCUUAAUUAAUCUGCAAAGUAGUGUAACUUAAAAUACGUGUAUGAAGAAUGAUAAAAAUUUCACGCAAGCGAAAUAGAUUAUCGACAUAUUGAAAUACAUGUAAAUAAUAAAAGUUAAUUGUUAUUAUUAGAUUCUAAUAUUAACUCGUAAAACGACAUUGUUACAAGUUACUUAAAUUGCGAAUUGUUGUUUCUUUUAUAAUAAAAGAAAAUAAAAGUGUGAAAAUGACAUGUUAAUCUUAAAUAAACCUAGUUUAAACCGAAACUAUUUAGAAUGAUAGGCUGUAGGUUAUAAUAUAUUAAUAUAUUAGAAAAGGCAAUUAGAGUAUAAAUAUAUUGAACAAAUUAAUAGUAACUGUAAAGAAAUUAGCCAACCAUUGCCGGAACAAGCGUCUACUGAGAUGAAAAGUGCAAACGUAAAAAAUGAGAUUAAAAAUUAAGAGUUA
This is a messenger RNA of Drosophila grimshawi, 3109 nucleotides long. RefSeq names its product synaptotagmin-7 (gene Syt7). The record is from RefSeq and is a predicted model, not a curated record. Gene Ontology annotation, cellular component: synapse; axon; membrane. Gene Ontology annotation, biological process: cellular response to calcium ion; calcium-ion regulated exocytosis; regulation of calcium ion-dependent exocytosis. The transcript has 9 exons. NCBI's taxonomy places the organism in Eukaryota, Metazoa, Arthropoda, Insecta, Diptera, Drosophilidae. Bases 308 to 1561 code for a protein of 417 amino acids. Gene Ontology annotation, molecular function: clathrin binding; calcium ion binding; calcium-dependent phospholipid binding.